Molecule: messenger RNA, 4811 nt
Organism: Catharus ustulatus (Swainson's thrush)
Lineage: Eukaryota; Metazoa; Chordata; Aves; Passeriformes; Turdidae
Gene: MLLT10
Product: MLLT10 histone lysine methyltransferase DOT1L cofactor
Exons: 20
Coding region: 81-3233 (1050 amino acids)
Biological process (GO): regulation of transcription by RNA polymerase II
Cellular component (GO): nucleus
Molecular function (GO): nucleosome binding; histone binding
Source: RefSeq, a predicted model, not a curated record
CCCCGCCGGGGGAGGGGGCAGGCGGAGGGCGAGGCGCGUGUGGCGUGCGCGGUGUUGACGACGGUGUUUUUAACCCUUAGAUGGUCUCCAGCGAGCCGCUGCUGCUGCCGGUGUCACUGGAGGGCGAGUUCUCCAGUAGCAUGAAGGAGAUGAUCGGCGGCUGCUGCGUGUGCUCCGACGAGCGGGGCUGGGCCGAGAACCCGCUCGUCUACUGCGACGGGCACGGCUGCAAUGUCGCAGUGCAUCAAGCUUGCUAUGGAAUUGUUCAAGUACCCACUGGACCGUGGUUUUGCAGAAAGUGUGAAUCUCAGGAAAGAGCAGCCAGAGUGAGAUGUGAAUUAUGCCCUCAUAAGGAUGGUGCUUUAAAGAGAACAGAUAAUGGGGGUUGGGCUCAUGUGGUUUGUGCUCUGUACAUUCCCGAGGUGCAGUUUGCAAAUGUUUCUACAAUGGAGCCUAUCGUGUUGCAGUCUGUUCCUCAUGAUCGUUAUAAUAAGACAUGCUAUAUUUGUGAUGAACAAGGCAGAGAAAGUAAAGCAGCCACUGGUGCUUGUAUGACAUGUAAUAAACAUGGAUGUCGACAAGCUUUUCACGUAACAUGUGCACAGUUUGCAGGACUUCUUUGUGAAGAGGAAGGCAAUGGUGCAGAUAACGUCCAAUACUGUGGCUACUGUAAAUACCAUUUUAAUAAACUGAAAAAGAGCAAACGGGGAUCUAAUAGGUCAUAUGAUCAAAGUUUAAGUGAUUCUUCCUCUCACUCUCAGGAUAAACAUCAUGAGAAGGAGAAAAAAAAAUAUAAAGAGAAAGAUAAACACAAGCAAAAAUAUAAGAAGCAGUCGGAGUCGUCACCAUCUUUGGUUCCAUCUCUUACUGUAACUACAGAAAAAACGUACACAAGCACUAGCAACAACUCCAUGUCAGGCUCCUUGAAGCGGUUGGAAGAUACCUCAGCUCGAUUUACAAAUGCAAAUUUCCAGGAAGUUCCUACACACGUUUCAAGUGGAAAAGAUUCUUCAGAGACUAGAGGGUCAGAGAGCAAAGGGAAGAAAUCUGCAGGUCACAGUUCAGGUCAGAGGGGAAGAAAGCCUGGUGCUGGAAGAAAUCCAGGAACAACUGUGACUGCAGCUAGCCCUUUUCAGCAAGGAAGCUUCUUGGGCACCCCUGGGAGCAUAAAGUCAUCUUCUGGAAGUUCAGUUCAGUCUCCCCAAGAUUUUUUGAGUUUUACAGACACAGAUCUGCGAAGUGAGAGUUUCACGCAUUCUCAACAGGCUUCGUCAACCAAAGAUGUACAUAAAGGAGAGGCUGGGAGCCAAGAGGGAGGAGUCAAUUGUUUCACUUCCUUAAUUGGUCUCCCUUCUUCAUCAGCAGCUGUUACCCAAUCUAAAAACUUUGACAGCUCACCUGGAGACAUAAGUAAUUCAAGCCUUACUUCUACAGCGUACAAACGAGCUCAAACUUCUGGAAUAGAAGAAGAAACUGUAACAGAGAAGAAACGGAAAGGAAAUAAGCAAAGUAAACAUGGGCCUGGUAGACCUAAAGGAAAUAAAAGUCAAGAAAGUCUUUCCCAUCUUUCAGUUUCUUCUGCUUCCCCAACUUCAUCUGUGGCAUCUGCUGCAGGAAGUGUGACAAGCUCUGGUCUUCAAAAAUCUCCAACUUUGCUCAGGAAUGGAAGUUUACAAAGUCUUAGUGUUGGUUCAUCUCCAGUGGGUUCAGGUAUUUUUAGCAGCAAUGAUGUAGCAGUAUCAUUUCCAAAUGCAGUAUCUGGCUCAGGAUCUAGCACUCCCGUUUCCAGUUCUCAUUUACCUCAGCAGGCUUCAGGCCACUUGCAGCAAGUGGGAGCUCUAUCACCUUCAACUGCGCCUUCUGUAACUACUGUUGUUGCUGCAACUCAGGCGAACACCCUACCUGGAUCUUCUCUCAGUCUGCCUCCAUCCCACAUGUACGGCAAUAGGCUGAAUCCAAAUUCAGCCAUGGCAGCACUUAUAGCUCAGUCUGAAAACAGCCAAGCAGAUCAAGAUCUCGGAGAUAACAGCCGAAGCCUUGUUGGCAGAGGAGGAUCACCCAGAGGAAGUCUCUCACCACGAUCCCCUGUGAGCAGCUUGCAGAUUCGGUAUGAUCAGUCGGGGAAUGGUUGUGGGGAAAAUUUGCCCCCAGUAGCAGCCAGCAUAGAACAACUUCUUGAGAGGCAGUGGAGUGAAGGACAACAGUUUUUAUUAGAGCAAGGCACUCCCAGUGACAUUUUAGGAAUGCUUAAAUCAUUACACCAACUUCAAGUUGAAAACAGGCGAUUGGAAGAGCAGAUAAAGAAUCUGACCGCAAAGAAGGAGCGACUGCAGCUUCUCAAUGCACAGCUUUCGGUGCCCUUUCCAACAAUAACUUCAAAUCCCAGCCCUUCUCAUCAAGUACAUGCCUUUCCAGUACAAGCACCACCUAGCACUGAUUCCUUGAACAGCAGUAAAAGUCCUCAUCUGGGAAACAGUUUUUUACCGGACAAUUCUCUUCCUGUAUUAAAUCAGGAGAUAACCUCCAGCGGACAAAGCACCAGCAGUUCAUCAGCGCUUUCCACUCCACCACCUGCUGGGCAGAGUCCGGCCCAGCAAGGCUCGGGAGUCCCCGGAGUUCAGCAGGUCAAUGGUGUGACAGUGGGGGCACUGGCUAGUGGUAUGCAGACUGUAACCUCCACCAUUCCUGCAGUGCCGGCUGUGGGUGGAAUAAUUGGAGCACUGCCAGCCAGCCAGCUGGCAAUCAAUGGAAUUGUAGGGGCUUUAAAUGGGGUAAUUCAGACCCCAGCAACAAUAUCACAGAACCCUUCUCUCACUCAUGCAACUGUGCCACCCAAUGCAACGCAUCCUCUGCCAACCACGCUAAAUAACAGUGCCUCGGGACUAGGAUUGCUUUCUGACCAACAGAGACAACUAUUACUCCAUCAACAGCACCAGCAAUUUCAGCAAUUACUAAGUACCCAGCAACUCACAUCAGAACAGCAUCAGGCCCUUUUGUAUCAAUUAGUACAGCAACAACAUCACCAUCACCAACACCAUCAGUCUGAAGUACAGCAAUUGCAGAUUACUGGAGGAGCACAGAUACCCAUAAACAACUUACUUUCAGGCACACAGGCCUCACCACUUAAUGCAGCUGCUACCAACCCAUUCCUUACAAUUCAUGGAGAUAACGCAGCUCAGAAGGUGACAAGGCUCAAUGAUAAAACUGGACCAGUUGCGUCAGAGAAGAGUUGACAUUUGAAUGACACUUGAGCCGUGCACGUCCUGCUGUUAUAGCACUUCAUGUGGCUGCAAACCCCAGGUUCCCUUUCUGCAGAUUGAAAAAGAGCAACAAGGAACUCUUACUGCACAGCAAGAGGUUAAUAAUUUUCAUAAGGAUAUUUUUGGUAGGCUUUCAUUUGCUUUCUUGUUGCACUAAAAUGGAUGUACUUUUUAAUGUCUCAGACUGUGAAGUAGAUAAAACUCUGCAAAUCAUAAUUAUUUUGUCAAUAUGAUGGUACUAAGUACAAAUUCAACCACAGAAGAACAUCCACUUCACUCUUCAGUCCUAAUCUCACAGACUGAAAGGCUGUAACCUGUCUGCAGUGCUGCAUUGCUUUGGUUUCAGAGCAGUAGUUUUAACAGCCCAACCCCAGCCCAUCUGAUCUUGCUGCUGCAGUUAUAACAGAUCCUUUUGGACUGAGCUUGUAAUGGCAGCUGGGACUUGCUGUUCAUUGUUUCUUUUUUAAAAUGCCUGUUUUGGAACCUGACUCAUAAGGGAAUUGACUUCUGAACUUUUUAUUCCUUUAAAUUCCUAUUGUUGUAUAGUUGGAGUUUUUCUUGAAUAAGAAUUAUGGUAUGGAAUCCAAAGUUUAUUAAUUUUGGUGUAGGUUUUAGAGUUCUGAGGUUUUUAAAGGAACCAGUUUGGUUCCAGUGACAAAGUUUUCUUACCAGAUGAGAAGGCCACGCUGGAAGAAGUUUGUGUAGUGUUUGGCCUAAACCAAGUGCCUGUUGCUACCUCCAUUUUGUUGAAAUGGCUGCAAACAGCUGAUCAUGCACUAGAUGUGUCCUUGUUAGCAGCGGGAAUAUUCUGUCUUGCACCAGCAGCCUUGUUCUGCCUUUCCUAGAGGUGUUUAUACCACUGUAGAGAGCUCAGGCAGAUUGUUACCUGGGUCACUUUUCACUAAUAAAUUACCAAAAAAGUGAGUUACCAUUUCCCACUAAAAUUUCCCAGUGGUUGAAACGGGUGAACUUGUGUUACAACACUUCGGGCAGUUGCUGAUCUCGUGGCGAGUCUAUGCAGGGUGGUGAAGGACAGUUUAAAUGGGGGUAAUGACCACUAAUCAAGAGAGGUGGGAAUUAUUAGCGGAAACGACCCAGCUGUAAUUAGACCUCCACUGUGUACUUAUUUGGAAGAACAUGCUAAUUCUGCAAUAUGUUUCUUAGUUAAACAUUGCACAGUUCUUACCUCAUUUCUGUAAAUAAAGUUUUGUGAAUCUGUUUUGUAUUGUGAAGAAUUCAUAAGAAAACAUUGAUAUUUUGAUUUGUAAUAUUUCUAAUUAGUAGAUUUAAUUGAAAAAGUAAAAAUAAUUUAUUUUUAUAUGUUCUGGGGAAUUUUUAAAAAAUGUCGCAAAUCACUUUUGUAGAUACUUUACAAAAGUAAACCAGUGGUUUAUUUUACUUACUCGCCCCACUGGUGGAUAUUCUGUAACAAUUUGUACAAAAGGUAAGAUGGAAAUGUGCUGUUAUUUUGACUAGAUGUAAAAUUCCAAGUGUAUGAAAAGAUAUGUACAAAGCUUUUGUUAAUAAACUUUAAUAAUGUUUAUCAUUGUA